This is a messenger RNA of Xenopus laevis (African clawed frog), 852 nucleotides long. It is a transcript of the gene ankrd37.S, whose product is annotated as ankyrin repeat domain 37 S homeolog. Lineage: Eukaryota; Metazoa; Chordata; Amphibia; Anura; Pipidae. Gene Ontology annotation, cellular component: cytoplasm. Bases 189 to 680 code for a protein of 163 amino acids. The record is from RefSeq and is a predicted model, not a curated record. The transcript has 5 exons.
CUGGGCGGGGCUCGGAGUUUGCCCAGAAUACUUUAGCGCUGAACCCGGCAGCUUUCUCUCAGAAGAACCCGCUCUUGACCGAGGUGGAGCAGUCACGCUGGUUGUGGUUGCCGAGCCUGUGUGGAGCGGGGCGCCUGUCGGACGAUUAGAAGACACAAGCAAAGUCGGGACAUCUCCAGUUACAGAAGAUGCUGCAGCUGUGCGACUCCGAGUGUGACGGCCUAAGUGCACUGAUGGAGUGUGGUGGUGAUGUGAACUCCCCCGGCGACACAAUGGGACAGUCCCCUGCACAUCUAGCAGCAGGUGGAGGACAGGCUUUUUUCCUGCUUUGGCAGCUGCAAAAUGGAGUCAAUGUAAAUCAGCAGGACUGCUUUGGAGAAGCUCUUAUUCAUAAAGCUGCUCGCUCCGGAAGCAUGGAGUGUCUCAGCCUGCUGGUCGCUAGCGAUGCCAGAAUAGAUAUGUGUAACAAAGACGGGCAUACGGCAGAAGAAGUGGCUUUGUUCGGUGGGUUUUUAGAUUGUGCAAGGUAUCUAGCUACAGUGAAGCUUACGCAAGACACAUUUUCCAGAGCGCAGUCAUCGCUGAAUGAUCUGAAGGAGACGGCCGCUGGAGUCAAAAGAGGGCAAUGUUAUCAGUCAAUUUCUCAUGGAAAGAGGCGGCGCUCUGAUGGUUUUGUCUAGUCACAUUAAUUGGAGUUGAUCAGCCCCUUCUAUCGGCAAUGAUUCUUCUCCAGUCACAUGAUGGCUUACAUUAAGCUGGACAAUGGCCUUUCUUGUGGAAAGAACAUGUAUAUAGUAAAAGCAUUGCUUAUAUAAGAUAUUUUUUUUUAUUUUAAUAAAUCUCUUUUGCUAA